Messenger RNA from Cyprinus carpio (common carp), 1218 nucleotides. It is a transcript of the gene prxl2a, whose product is annotated as peroxiredoxin like 2A. The record is from RefSeq and is a predicted model, not a curated record. NCBI's taxonomy places the organism in Eukaryota, Metazoa, Chordata, Actinopteri, Cypriniformes, Cyprinidae.
AGACAGGCUAGUCCUCCUCCAACGGAACGCGUCUGUCCCACAUCGGAGUUUAACAGCCGACUGACACAGAGCCGCUGAACUGUCUGUAGACUGUCAUCAUCUGCUCUGGAGGGAGAGACGCUUGCCAUGGGCAUGUGGUCACUUGGCCUUGGUGGUGUGGGGGCCGCCAUUGCUGGCUUAAUACUUGCAAACACUGACUUCUUGCUGACUGAACCGGCACCUGCCACUCUAGAGUAUCUAGGGAAUGCUGACCUGAAAACCAUCAACAGUGAUAAGAGGACUUUAAAAGGAAAAACUCUCUGGGAGAAAUCUGGUGCAGUGGUCAUGGCUGUCCGGCGACCUGGAUGAUUUUUGUGCAGAGAGGAGGCCUCUGAGCUGUCCUCUCUGAAGCCCCAGCUGGAUGAGCUCGGGGUCCCUCUGUAUGCUGUUGUGAAGGAGAAUGUAGGUACAGAGAUUCAGGACUUCAGGCCUCACUUUGCAGGGGAGAUUUUCCUGGAUGAAAAGCAAGCUUUUUAUGGGCCACAACAAAGGAAGAUGGGUGGGCUUGGUUUCAUUCGCUUGGGAGUAUGGCAAAACUUUAUAAGGGCCUGGAGGUCAGGUUACCAGGGCAACGUGAACGGAGAAGGUUUCGUCCUGGGAGGAGUGUUUGUCAUUGGAUCUGGUGAACAGGGGGUUCUUCUAGAGCAUAGAGAAAAAGAGUUUGGAGAUAAAGUCAGCAUAGAGUCGGUUUUGGAAGCCGCUAGGAAAAUUGUGGUAGAAAAGUAGAUGCUGUCUAAGUUUGUCAGGUGCAGCAAAGCUGCCAAGUUUGAUUAAAAAAGAGAUUAAGGAAAGUUCUCCCUUGAUCUAGAGCAGGGUUAUUGAAAUCUUACCCUCGAGGGCCAGUGCACUGCAGAGUUUAGCUCCAACCCUGAUCAAACUCACCUACCCUUGAUUUUCUAAUGAUCCUGAAGACACUGAUUAGCAUGCUCAGGUGUGUUUGAUCAGGGUUGGAGCUAAACUCUGCAGUGCACUGGCCCUCGAGGGUAAGAUUUGAAUAACCCUGGUCUAGAGUCACAAUCCACCUCAUCACACUUCCUAUCUCAUACUAAUGCUGUGAAAAGAGAGAAAAGCUCAGGUUAUGUUGAAUUGUUAGCACUGACUGGUAACAUUUUAAUUCUGGUAUGUACAAAUAAGUCUAAUGUAGUGUAAUUAAGUAAUAUUGUUUUUUUUUUUAACUUA